Molecule: messenger RNA, 2355 nt
Organism: Hippocampus zosterae (dwarf seahorse)
Lineage: Eukaryota; Metazoa; Chordata; Actinopteri; Syngnathiformes; Syngnathidae
Product: semaphorin-4A-like
Exons: 14
Coding region: 50-2209 (719 amino acids)
Biological process (GO): positive regulation of cell migration; negative regulation of axon extension involved in axon guidance; negative chemotaxis
Molecular function (GO): chemorepellent activity; semaphorin receptor binding
Source: RefSeq, a predicted model, not a curated record
AGGAAGCGGUAGAGGGCCUUCCUGUUCCUCGUCACUCACUACCUUCACGAUGGCCGUCGCGCUCGUCUUGCUGCUCGUCGCCAUCGCGAUGGACGCCGUCGGGACGGACGCCACUUUGCCGCUCCACGCGCACUCUUCCUUCCCCUUUAACUCUCCCGACAGGCCACUCGUGCGCUUCUCCCUCCCCGACACCCACAACUUCUCCACGCUGCUGCUGAGCGACGACCACGACACGCUCUACGUGGGCGCGCGCGAUGCUGUGCUCUCGUUGAACGUGAGCGCCGGCGACGUCCUGACCCUGAAGAAGAAGGUGUCCUGGCGUCCGACGGACUCCGACGUGGACGUCUGUCGGAGCAAAGGGAAGAACGCCACGAUGGAGUGUGGAAACUUUGUGGGGGUGUUGCAGCACCUGAACGCCUCGCACGUGUAUGCCUGUGGCAGCUUCGCCUUCAACCCACGCGACGCCUUCCUGGACGCCGACACCUUGGCCAUGACCCGCCUGCCAGCUGCCCGAGGUCGCUGCCCCUUCAGCCCGUGGCAAAGGAGCGCCGCCCUCGUCGCAGACGGCGAAUUGUUCACCGCCGUAAUGGCCGACUUCAAGGGAGUCACGCCACUCAUCGCGCGACACUUCAGCAAAGGCGGGCGUCCAGACGUCAGCCAGGAGUUGUCGCCCAUCCUACUGGAAGAGGCGGACUUUGUGGGCUCUGCACUGGACGCCGCCCAAAGGAAGGUCCUCUUCUUCUUUAACGAAGUGGCCAAGGAGUUCAACGUCCGGGACGAGCAGCACGUGGCGCGCGUGGCCAGCGUCUGCCAGGAUGACGUGGGCGGCGUCCAGAUCCUGCAGAAAAAGUGGACGUCGCUGGUGAAGACCACGCUCCGCUGCCUGCCGCCUUUCGCCGUCCUGCGCGACAUCGUCGCCCUCCCCCCGCCGCCGGAGGAUGGCGAAAGCGCCCACACGCUCUUCUACGCCAUCUUCAGCUCGCAGUGGUCCCUCCGUCCCGAGUCGGCAGUGUGCGCCUUCCGGCUGGCGUCCCUCAGGGAGGCGUUCGCCGGCCCCUACAGGCACUUUGAUGCUCACACUCACCUGUGGAGCCCCCUGCAGGCCAAAAGCUCCGACUUCGGGCAGUGUGGCCUGGAGGGGGCCUCGCAUAGCAAACUGGAGGAGGUGAAGCGCACUUUCCUGACAGAUGGCCAUGUGGAUCCGGAGCAAAGCCGCCCCCUGCUGGUCUCCACCCGCCACCGCUACAGUCGUGUGGCGGUCAUGAGCGUGCGCGCGGCUGACGGUUGGAGUUACCAGCUUCUCUUCCUCCUCACCGAAAAUGGAAUCCUGCACAAAGUGUUUUUGUCUUUGCGGGGUCCGCGGGUCAUUGAGGAGAUUGCGGUGCUGGAGCGCGGCGACCACGUUACGGCCUUGGCGCUGUCGGCCUCCAAGGGCGUGGCUUUCGUCGGCUCGUGGGGCGGCGUCACCGCCGUGCCGGUGGCUCGAUGCUCCGCCCACCCCUCGUGCGGACGCUGCCUAUUGGCCAGAGACCCUCUUUGCGGCUGGAGCCGAAGCAGGAAGCUGUGCGCCCGUUUGGACCAGGAACCGGGACAGGAAGAAUGCAUGGUUCAACUCCUGGAGGGUGGUGACGUGGCGAAGGCAUGUCAUGGAGAAGGCGGCAACCCCCCUGUCAAAAAUGUGGUGGCGGGUGUCAAUGAAGUCGUCAGGCUCCGGUGCAAAAAACCUUGGGAGUCGUGCACGCUGAAGUGGACGUCCUUGCGAUUCCAAGACCUCCCACCGCAACUGUUCAUCCGAUCGGGUGACGGCAGCCUCACCUUCUUGGUCAACGCAGACACGCCGGACGUAUACCACUGUCAAGCAGAAGAGGACGGCUACACGGAAACGGUCGCCAGCUACAAAGUCAUUGCGUCGGCCCGACCGCGCUCCAUGCGCCAUGGCGCCGGCGCGGAGGACGACUGGACCAUUGGGGUGGGGUCCUCAUCUUCGCCGCCACAGGUGCUCUGUGAAAGGCGGAGCUACGAGGGAAGAAUGGCAGGGGUGGCCCUGGUGCUGACCACCUGCAUCUGUUUCCUGAUGUCAGCCGCAAUCCUGGCAUGUGUCCGCAGGAAGUCCGCCAAUUGUCAUGAGGGUACAUCAUACACCCAGGGUGACAAAAACCAUGACAAAGUUUCAGAGCCGAGGGUGGAGCUACGACAACUCCCUGACUAGCGACACUUAACCGACACGCCAGCUUAGCUUGGUUUAUUUUAGCUCAUUUUAGCUUGUCAACAUUAGCAUUGUGAAUCCGAACGUGAAAUUCAUUUGAAAUGAUGAAAUUUGUCACUAAUGGCCGUCAUUAAAUCACCUGUGAAACA